Messenger RNA from Cylindrotheca closterium, 4419 nucleotides. Lineage: Eukaryota; Bacillariophyta; Bacillariophyceae; Bacillariales; Bacillariaceae. The record is from the annotation of a GenBank genome assembly.
AUGACCAUUACGGACUUCACCGUGCGCAAAAAGAGCUACCGCUAUCUCACCACCCAGGCGAGCUACCCAAACCAUGACUCCAAGGCGGUUCUUGAUGCCUUUGAUCCCACCAAGGACCUUCAGUUGCAAGAUCUCAACAGCCUUGUCGAAAAGGGUGUACAAGGAGGCGCGCCCGCCUGGUACACGGGAUGGCCCAAGGAACAGGUGAACAACUUUAAUUUUUGGCAUCGUCCAAUGAUUAGGUACACAACGGUUGGCAAAAAGAAAGAACAGCACUUCGAUAAGUUGUACGUGCUGGACCAUGACGUUCUGGAGAACGGGAGCGACCCACUGGCAUUCUCUUGGCCGGCAAAGGCCUUCUCAAAAACCGAUCCGGUUAAGGUUCCAAAGUUGGAGGCGUGGUUGAUAAACGAGGCGCUCGAGCAGGAUCACUCCAAGCUGUUCGUGAUGGAGGAUAUCACUGACGAAGACCCUGAGACGGCCUACGACCUACUGGUUACACGCAAGCGAAUGCCCAUUCCCAAGGAGUUCUUGGAUAUCGCUUGGGACGGAUCGUCGGCACGCGAAGUCUUGCGAUUGCUUUCGAAGAACGUUGGAGAACCUGCUGUUCUCACUGCGACAUCUGCCCGACGCUGGGUUUCCGGAGUAAUCAAUUCGGAUUUCGCCGGAUUGGACUCGGAGGACUCAAUUGGAGAUUCCGCCGACAAGACCUACGAACUGCUCACCAAGACCUUGGCAGCCCUGGAGGAGAGUAAUAAGACGACAAAGACCUCCGUGGAAUCGCUUUCGGAGGUGGUGGUAGCGGGCAUCCAUGGACAAGCAUCGGACAAGGUGCCCCCAAAUACCGUGGAAAAGAAGUGGCCCACCAGACUCUCCUAUCUGAAGAGAGUUGCUGGUACUACGACCUCAGCGCAGCUUCCCAUCCUCUGGCACGAGCUAGCAAAGUGCAAGAAGCACGAAUCGAUUGGAAUUGUGCAGUCCCUGUUGGAUGAUGAGGCCGAAAAAUUGAAUCUCAAUUUGGAAUUCAUCGUUUCAGCCCGAGUAAUCAAGAGCAUGGUGGAAUUAAAAUUUUGUUCGCGCGGCGACAUCGAAAAGGGGUUGAACGUGUUUAAUAGUGUCUGUUUCCAGCACUACAAAAAUGCAAACGCGAUCAACGAUUACAACAAGAGCGACUACUGGUUGACGGGCGAAAAGACGACCGCGUCAAUGAAGGAUCAUCAAGCCCACGACAAGAUCAAGCACGCUAUCUUCCCAAGGGAUCCCAUGGAGUUCCGUGAGAUGGUCAAUGGUAUGCGGGUAUUCUACCGGGUAGUGUUUGGAAAAACACAUCCACUGACAGCCGUGUACGAAAAGUUUGCAAAGAAUGUGGAUUCGAUCGCACAAAAAAUGGGAGUGUCCCAACAGGAGCGAGCACUCGAGCGGUUUCUCUUCGGAAUCUAUUCCCGAAUUGAUCGUUACUUUGAGCGCUUGGUGAGGUCCGGCACGAACGCAGAAGAAAACCUUCCAGACUUGGGCACCUACAUGGAGACAUGCUACCAUGGAGGAAGCCUACCAGAGUCAAGCUUGUUUGUUGUCGCCAAGGACUCUGUAGGACCUGGUGGAACAGGAGACAAGACUGAGAGUCAGCUGAAGAGAGAGAAGGAAAGGGCCCAGAAGAAGAGCCUGGGCGAAUCAGUAAAAAAUCCUGACAUGAACGAAGAACAUCGCUACACCGGACGAACUACUACUGAGUUAAUCAAACGGACAGGCGAACAGCCUCCAAAGCACGCCAGCGGAAGGGAACUGUGCCUCAUUUGGCACACAAAGGGCGAAUGCAAGGAGAACUGUGAACAUGAUGCUGCACCAGAUAUUGAUAAGCUUCCGCACCCUCCCGCACCAAUGCUACACCGAGUAAUGAAAAAUGGAGCUCCUGUGGUGGUUCAUUCGGAGCCAUGGAGCCAGAGCCAACUCGACAUGCGAGUCGCUCGGGGCUGUCACUCAUCAGCAAACGAAUUCAAAGAAUUUCUGAUGGAGGAGUUUUUGGAUUUCGGAAGGAAGGGAUUUUGGAUCCUACUUCCAUAUGACGCCAUCAAGGACGAGAAAGGACUUCGCCUUUCUCCAAUUGGCUGCGUACCACAAGAUAACAGAAGACCGCGGAUGAUUGUUGAUUAUUCGUUCUGGGGACUCAAUGACGAGACAAUGAAACUCGCCCCAGAGGGAGCUAUGCAAUUCGGCACGGCCCCACUACGCAUCCGCGAGGCACUCAUGAAGGCAAACCUGGACUAUGGGCCAGUUUACAUGUACAAGAACGACAUGUCGGAUGGUUUCUACCGCAUCCGACUAUCAACGACCGGCGCACUCAAGCUUGGGGUCAUUUUACCGCGUUUUGAGGGACUUCCACAAUUGGUUGCACUACCACUUGUGCUUCCAAUGGGUUGGACAGAAAGUCCUCCAUGGUUUUGUGCUUUCACGGAAACCGUUGCCGACUUGACAAAUGUUGACUUGCAACAAAACAAGCGAGUGCCACCGCAUCCUUUGGGAAAGGCAGCAGCCAUCACUGACUUUGAAGUGAGGGACACACAAGUAGUGAGACCUAUACCAAAAUCUCACCAGCCACUGACUUACCAGCGCCCGUUGAAGAAGAUGGAAGUAUUUGUGGACGAUUUUGUUGGAAUGGGCCAAGACCAUCCAAGCAAUCCCUUGACAAAUCAACGAGCCGUCCUCAGCCACAACAUCGACAAGGUCUUCCGACCGAAUCGACCCACAGACAAUCAGUGGCGAAAAGAGCCACAGUCACAAUCGAAAAUGGCCAAGGGAGAUGCCUCUUGGCACACAAUCAAAGAAGCCUUGGGUUGGAACUGGGGAGCAACAACAAAGACAUUGCAAUUGAAAGAGAAACGAGUGAGCAAGGCCCUGUCACUCCUGGGCAAGGUCUUGGAUUGCAAACGCGUCUCCCUGAAACGAUGGCAACAGGUGGUGCGGUUGACUCCUGAGGUCCGUGAGCAACUGGAAAUCUUCCAAGAUUUUCUUCAUGGCCAUGCGAAGCGCCCCACAACACUUGAAGAACUGGUACCAGGCGUUGACUUACACGUUGGCGCUUGCGAUGCAGCAAAGUCCGGAAGGGGAGGAGUGUGGUUCACAGACGAUGGAGAGGCCAUCGUCUGGCGCGAACCAUACCAAGAAGCAGUGAAAAAAGAGGUUAUUUCCGAUCAAAACCUGACAGGAAAACUUACCAACUCAGACUUGGAGCUGGAAGGUACCGUCCUCCAUCAUUUUGUCCUUGGGAAGACCGCUCAGGUGGAAGGCGAAACCACUUAUACUGGCUGUGAUAACACACCAGCAGUGUCAUGGCGCACAAAAGGAUCAUCCACCUCUCGAAAGGCAAGAGCGAGAAUAUUACGGUUAGCGGCAGGAUUACAGCGGGAACAAAGAGCACAUCAUCAUCAACUCUUGGCAACUGUACAGGAUGCCAAACGCCGUGAACUCCUUGAUGACAUCCGUGCUGUUGAACUCAGAAUCGAACGCGGAGUCUGUCCUUCAAGAGUUGCAAAGGCACACUCUGUUUGGACCACAUGGGUUGCCUUCUGCGACAGCCUCACCAUCGACCCAGGAUUGUCAGCGGUCGACGAUCCCUUGCUCAUCAUCCUCCUCUUUGGAACCCAAUGGCGACGUGGGAAAAUUGCCCCCAGUAAGAGACAGGUCCGGGGUCGAACGGCUGAAGAUGCCAUGCGCCAGAUGGGCCAGGCCUUUUCCUCAUUGGGACUGCUCGAUCCGAGGAUGAACCAAUACGCACCAGGAACAAUGGACUUUCGUUGGACACGGCUGCUGAAAAGUUGGAGGAAAGAGGAUCCAGCAGCCCAACGAGUACGCCCAUUGCCAAAGUCCUUGUUAAGGCAAGCAUCAAAGCUUGCCAAAAAACCCACAAGUACACAGGCCGCAAAGGCAAUGAAUCAAUUGAUGUGGUUGGGGUUUUUCUUUUUGUUACGUCCUGGCGAAUUUCUGUCAAAAGCGGGAACGCAAUUUCCUUUCAAGUUGAAGCAAGUGUUUUUUCGUAUUAACAACGCAGAAUUUCGUGGCGACGCCAUUCCCCUUCGCCUCCUGGACACGUCACUUGUGACAUUCGCCGGUCUGAUAUUUGACAAACAAAAAAAUGCGGUGCCAGACAAAAAGAUCGGUUUGGGCACGUCAUUAAAUGGUGACAACCCAACAGCUACGCUGAUUGCCAUUGUGACACCUUCGACAGAGUCAACACACAACUGGCGACACCCCCCUGUUCACCUACUACUCCGAGUUUGGAGUCCCUUGCAAUGUCACAGAUCGAAUGAUGACAAAAUAUUUGAGAGCAGUUGCUCUCUCCGUGGAGGUCGAUCGACCUCCCACAAUCGGUGCUCUUCGAUGCACCGGGGCUACCGCGCUUCUGGAAGGCAAUAUCCCGACUAG